AUGGAGCCGCUCUGCGCGCUUCUCUGCUCCUUGCUCCUGAGCGCUGCAUGCGCCCUGCCUCACGACGGGAUCCACUGGACAUACACAGAGGGGGCUUUGGACCAGAUGCACUGGCCCACUAAGUACCCCGCCUGUGGCGGUAAAAAACAAUCUCCUAUUGACAUUCAGAGGAGAAGCGUGAAGCACAACCCGGACAUGUUACAGCUGGAGUUGACAGGAUAUGACACUCAAAAAGGCAACUUUCUAAUGUCCAACAAUGGGCACUCAGUUCAAAUUGACUUGCCUCCGUCUAUGGCUAUCACUAAGGGGUUGCCAGGGAAGUACACAGCUGUACAGAUGCACCUGCACUGGGGCGGGUGGGACCUAGAGGCCAGUGGAGCUGAGCAUACCAUUGAUGGCAUCCGCUACAUGGCAGAGCUCCACGUGGUCCAUUACAAUUCCGACAAGUACACGAGCUUCACAGAGGCUCGAGAUAAGAGAGACGGACUUGCAGUGCUGGCCUUUUUCUAUGAAGAUGGGCAUUUUGAAAACACCUAUUACAGUGACUUCAUUAACAACUUGGCCAGGAUUAAAUAUUAUGGUCAGUCCAUGAACAUCUCCAGUAUUGACGUGCGCUCGAUGCUUCCUGAGAACAUGAACCACUUCUUCAGAUACCAGGGGUCCCUCACCACGCCGCCCUGCUACGAGAGCAUCUUGUGGACAGUGUUCGACACCCCCAUCACGCUCUCACACAACCAGAUCCGUAAACUCGAAAGCACAUUGAUGGACAUAGAUAAUAAGACCCUGUGGAAUGACUACAGAAUCGCUCAGCCUCUGAAUGACCGAGUGGUGGAGUCCUCUUUCCUCCCACGUCUUGGAAAAGGAUCCUUUUGUCGGCAAGAUGAAAUUGAAUCCAAACUCCUCAAAAUCGAGGGUUUGAUCACAUCUAUUGGGAGGCAAAUGAAUGCAGGAGGAAUGCGUGGACCCAGACCCUCCAGGCACGAAAAUCGUGGACUCUACCCGCUCGUGUUGGACUUCCAGGAAAAGAGCUACGGCAGUUAUGCGCUGGCUCGACUUUCCCAAGCGAUGGACAUGGACCAGUUCACAGUCUGCAUGCACGUGAGGCCCGCAUUCGACGGCGUUCACACUGUGCUGUCUUACUCCAGCAACGGCCAUGAUAACGAACUGAUGAUUUCCAUUGACAGUGAAGUAGGACUGUGGAUCGGCAACGAGUUUGUCAACCUCCCCCAUAAUUACAGAUCUCAUGACUGGGUUAACUACUGCAUCACAUGGACGUCCAACACAGGAGGUGCGGAGUUGUGGGUGAACGGGAUGGUAGGGGAGCAGCGGUACCUCAAAAUGGGGUACAGCGUCAGUCCAGGAGGGGUUUUCAUUCUGGGCAAAGAUCAGGAUGGGCUGCUUGGGAUCUCCAGCUCAGACGCCUUUGUAGGGAAGAUGACGGAUGUGAAUGUGUGGAACUAUGUGCUGUCCACAGCAGAUAUCAGAGACCAAAUGUCCUGUGGGAGAAACAGUACAAUUGUGGGCAAUGUGUUCAGCUGGGGCACUACUCCUUUGAGCCUUUUCGGAGGCGUGCAGCUAGAUUCUCAAUAUAGAUGUACAUAA
Molecule: messenger RNA, 1602 nt
Organism: Knipowitschia caucasica
Lineage: Eukaryota; Metazoa; Chordata; Actinopteri; Gobiiformes; Gobiidae
Source: the annotation of a GenBank genome assembly